Messenger RNA from Triticum aestivum (bread wheat), 864 nucleotides. RefSeq names its product G-type lectin S-receptor-like serine/threonine-protein kinase At1g61550. The record is from RefSeq and is a predicted model, not a curated record. Bases 397 to 672 code for a protein of 91 amino acids. NCBI's taxonomy places the organism in Eukaryota, Viridiplantae, Streptophyta, Magnoliopsida, Poales, Poaceae. The transcript has a single exon.
AACACUUGUGAUCCACACACAACAAGUGCAGUUGUGCUUUACAUGAGAAAGCUCUGGCUGGAUCUUUGCAGGGGCUUUGAGCACGCUACAAUGACGGAGAAUGUGGACAUGAAUAUAUCUGUGAAUUUCAUUACCUUGAAAAGGGAGAUGGUGUAAUGCUUCGGCAAUAUGCGAGUAUCGAUGUAGACAGCUGAAACCGUCAACUCCCAAAUUAGCAUAGUACUACUGUACUUUCCAAAGUCUUUGCAUUUUUUUAAGGUAAUCUUUGCAUUAUUGUUGCUUGUAUGACCAAGGCUGUAUAGACUAGUCUAAACUCUCUUAGCAAUGUAAGACUGCAAUUAUUGUUUCUGGUCUAAACUCUCUUAGCCCCCCCCUGCGAUUCCUUUUGCAAAAUCGAUGGAUUGGUCAGCUCUUGCCUGCUCCGUCACGGUCCUGAUCCUUGCAUUCCUGCCCUUGCGUGCGUCCGACGACCGGCUUGUCCCCGGCAAGCCGCUCUUCCCCGGAGCCACCAUCAUCUCCGACGGCGGUGACUUCGCCUUGGGAUUCUUCGCCCCCUCCAGCUCAGCUCCGGCCAACCUGCACCUUGACAUCUGGUACAACGGCGUCCCUGAGCUCACCGUGGUGUGGGUCGCCAACCGGGAAACUUCGGUCACCAACAGUGUUGUUGUCUAGCCUACUCACUGAACCACGGCGAUCACCGGAGACAAGGAAGAAACAAGAAAAAGAGAGGACACGAGGUUUCCCGGCGCACAAACGUCUCCGGCCGCACGAACAGCCCCUUGUAUUUCUGGCGAGCUCGAACUCUGCCAGACACACACCACCCGACCGUGAGCGCACAUACACUCCCAGAGGCUACAUCAUCUC